AUGAUGUACGAUGUCAUGACCCAGACUCUCGAGCCCCGCCCGAUUGGCAAGGUAUAUGGAAUCGUCAACAUGUAUCGGGAUGGCCGCAACGCCGACAACGUCGAUCACCUUGAGCAGGGGCUCGCUCGACUCGAGAAUGACGCUGCACGAACCAUUCGAAACAUCCAUUCUGCGAUAGAGGCGCGUCAGCAGGAGAUACGCAUGAAGAGAAGGGAGUUGGAAGCAAUUCGGAAGUUCACAUACCUCAUGCACUACCGCCGGACUUCCCUCGUCAGCAGCUAUUUUGACGAGAAUGAUCCAGACAAUAAGCCGAUAAGGGAUUAUUUGAAGAAUCUCCGUCGGAAACAUAAUCUUCACAAGAAAGAUGACGUCUGGCUGUUCGGUUUGAAGUACGUAUUGGAUACCCCUCACCACAAAAUUAUCGGGACAGGGGAAACUAUCCAGGAGAGAUAUGGCGGACCAACGGGCAUGCUUGAAAUGCUGAAGACAAGGGUCGACCCUGAUAUCGAAAACUUUCAGGCCGUGGACUAUACAGCGAUGGCAGACGCAAAUUUUCUUGGGAUUUGGGAAGCUGCAGAAGACGAAGAAUUUGUCGUUGGUUCAAACUCUUUCGGACUGUGGGAAGGGGCUGUUGACGCCCUUUCUGGGUUACACCGACUCUUCGUAGUCAGCCCCAAGAUUGCGCUCGUCCUGAGACAGAACAUAGUGCGAGAGCCGGAAAUGGUCAACCAUAUCAAGACCCAAGCCCAUACAAACAGCAUCUUAAUUGACAUUCCCAUGAGCGUAGCAACUUCGACCUAUGCAAAUUAUCAGCGUCCUCCGUGGAGGGACAGUCCUGGUUACCUGGAAGAAGCAGCUCGAGCACUAUCGAAAUACCGUCUGACGCCGGACGCACAGGAAGAUGUUUUCACGUUUCAACCCACGAGACUCACCCGGGAACAGACCUACGCUGUCAACCAAAUUAUCCUUAUCCAUCUCCCGAAUGACGGCAAUGUGACAUUUGCUUCGCCAAACGCAAUGAGGAAGACCCUCGAGCACCAUCUCCAGUCAAACAGGAUCCCCUAUGCAGGGGAGAGCAAAUACUUGCUCCGGAAUUUGUUGGGGCUCCUCUCGGAAAGCGUUGUGCCAAAGGGUCCAAAUCCUUCGACGUCAUCCGCCCUACUCCCUAGAUCUGGGGUCGACAUAGUAUUGCCAAUGGAACCAUUGAGUUCCAUUCAGACUAUGACAGGGCUUACAGGGCUUACCAUCUUGCUACCGACGACGUAA
Cyclocybe aegerita is the source of this 1266-nucleotide messenger RNA. The record is from the annotation of a GenBank genome assembly. Lineage: Eukaryota; Fungi; Basidiomycota; Agaricomycetes; Agaricales; Hemipholiotaceae.